Molecule: messenger RNA, 1365 nt
Organism: Symbiodinium sp. CCMP2592
Lineage: Eukaryota; Dinophyceae; Suessiales; Symbiodiniaceae
Source: the annotation of a GenBank genome assembly
AUGAGCUGCUGCGGCGGCUGCUUCGAAGGCCUCUUCUCGAAAUCGCAUGAGCUGCGUCCAGAUAGCUCUCCGCAGAAGCAGCCGCGACCGGUGAAGUCCUACACGGAGGCUCUGCAGCUAGAGAGGUCCCGGGAAGGGACGUGGCAGGCAUCUCCAAAAACAUCUUUCGACUGGGCUUCGCCGAUCCCACGGCGGCGACCUUCUGUGGUCUCCGUUGAUGGGCCUGUCGACUUCGACAUUGUGAUAGACAUCGACGAUGGCAGUAAGGCCGAGCCUCGAACCCAGACGAUUGACACGGACAUUCCAGCCAACCGGGUGGGAGCCCAAAAUCGAGAACGUAGCAGGUUCGAAAAGGAAAUGUUGCUGGCAUCUCCUGGCCGACUUCCGCCACCUCUGACAGCAGAUCAACGAGAGGAAGCCAUCCGGCAACUCCUGCCCACUGCUACCUUCCAGAUGUUGGCGAAGGUGCCGAAGAAGCUGCUGACACAGGCCGAUGAGUCGGCCAAAAAGCUCCGAAGGCUCGGAGCAUUUCUCAUACCCGCUUUGCUCCGAUUUCCGCGCGUUGCAAACAUGGCCACCGAAGUGCUGAAGAUCAGCGAUGGCACCACCAUGGAAAUCUGCAGACUGCCCGAUGUCGAUGACCAGACAUGGGCAGAGGUCCGUGCCUACGUCGAGGGCAACCCUGACACCGCGAAAACACUGAAGAGCUUCUCGAAGAAUCCUGAUGCGAUGAGGGGCUGGCUGCAGACCCAGGCCAUCGCAGAGCACUACAGCGCCAAGCUGGCCAACGGUGACACCCCCGUCCAAGACAAGGUGAAGUCCUUGGAGGCGGAUCCAGAACUGGCUGCGAUCUUCGAGGACAUCAAGAAGAAUGGCAUGGAAGCUGCCAUGAAGUACUACCAGGAUGAGGAACUCAUGCUGAAGAUCAGCCAGAAGAUGGGCGGUCUCCCAUCCGAGCUUCAGCCAGUUCUGCAGAAGAUCGAGGACUCGUCUCUCACGCUGCAUGAGGCUGCCAAGAAGGGCGACCUUGCGGCGGUCCAGCAAUUCCUGGAUAAGAACAAGCCUUUGGAUGCGCAAGAUCACAAGGGCAUCACUCCGUUGGGCUAUGCGAUUGGAGCCAACCGUAUCGCGGUGGUGAAGAAGCUCUUGGACAGCCGCGCCAACCCUUACGCUGUGGACAGCUCCGGCAACAGUGGCCUCCACUAUGCUGCCGGCUACGGCCGAAAGGAACUCCUGGAGUACCUCCUGAAGGUAGGGGCCAAUGUCAGUCAGCCCAAUGCUCAGGGCAUGACGCCCCUGGCUGCGGCUACGCAGAAUCGACAGGAGGCAACCGUGCAGAUUUUGAAGGCUCAUGGAGCGCAGUAA